AUGGAGUCACCUUUGCUGCGGCAAAAUGUUGCAGCAGCCCAAGCUGCUCUAUGCAAGUUGCCUGGGAAGGAGGACAAAGUGGUUGUGAAACAAGAGAUCAAGGUAGAGCAGGUGAAGCAGGAACAAGAUCCUUCAGCCAAAAAACGUAAGACAGAGUGGCACGCAGCUUUGAACAAGCUCCAUGGGGACACGACACUGGUCAAGGAGAUUUUGGACUACUUAGCUCUAUUCUCAGACUCGGUAGAGUGUCAAACCGGUUUCCGCGGGGCUAUGCAUCCAGCAGAUAUGGUUGUUGAAGCCUUCAAAGAUGCUGCUGCAGCAAAAGAAACUGUGGGGAAAAUGCGAACCUUUCUCGAAGAUGCACUCAAGGUGCAUGGCAUGAAGUUGGAUGCCGCAAUGCCACCUGAUGUGAAUGCUGUGAAGGAGGGACAAGUCAAUGCUUCAGUGCCCAUCAACCUCAUCAAAGUGAAGAUUCCCGACGAUGGACUUCCUUGCGUGUCAGACUGGAUCACAUGCUGUAUUUCAUUCAUCUUCAGUGGAUCUCGUUUAGGGAGGGAACCCAUUGAUUUGAAUUGGGGCGUGCCACAUCAGGAAGAUCAGGAAGAUGCAAAGUGGGCCAUCAAGAAAGGGUUUACACGUUUGACUUGCCUGUUGCUUCUCACCUUGAUCGCCUCAGACCUUGAUCCUGUUGCUGGCAAGGACCUGAUUCUGCCAUUGAUUCCUGCGAUCAAGGGCUUGUUUGAGAUUCCUUGCUAUUUGAGCGUCCACAACGACAUGGAUAUUGUCAGCUUUGUCAUGAAGCUCAGUCAGCGUUUCGAGCUUUUGAUAGCAGAGCGCAGAUUACAAGAAGCUUCAAGAAAUCAAACAGAUGGUGCCAUUCUGCAAGACUUGGUUUCGAAAUACAACCAGUUCAAGGCGAACAGUGCUUUGAAGAAGUGGCAAAUCUCACCAGAUCAGUACGCUGCAAUCCUUGGUGUGAUUGAGGGCAUGACCUUUGAAUCCCGUCAGUUGGUAACCCAAGAAAUGCUGGAUGAGAUGGUGGCAAGCUUCAUGAACGGGGACUACAUCCAAGAUUUGGACGCUUUGAUUGCUUCAAAGCCCAACAACUUGAAAGUCGAAAUGCUGAGCAUGUUCCAAGAUCACAUCCAGAAGGGUCUUCAGAAAGUUGUUGGUGGGUCUUCUGGCCAAGAUGUGUCAGCAGAAGUCGAAGAUGCUGAGGAGAACCUCAAGAACGCCGAAUACCAGAUGAUUUGCGCAAGUUUGGCUCAUGACUACAAAGAGGCUGUGAGCUACAACCUCAAGCGAAACAAGGUGGUACAUAUGAAGAAUCAGCUGGAGAUUGGACUCCAGGUCGCCGAGAAGUUCAUGGAAAAGCGAUGUUUGAUGCUUUGCACAAGUGGUGAAAAAUCACAAGGGACCACAUCCCUCAUCAGAAAGAUCAUCUCUGAAGCAGCCUCAAAAUGGGAUGGGGUCGACCUAGCGAAGAUGCACCACCUGGCAUUCUUUGACUUUUCCAAACAUGGAAGAUUGACAGUCCCUUACAUCGACCAAGCUGCCAAGUCUAUCAUUCAGGUGCUCAGAAUGAAUGAAGACUACAGCAUGGCAUUGGUGAUAUGUCCAAUCUUAGCAGGGGAGGGUGUGCUUGGUGGCUUGCGUGGUGAGUAUCGUCGCAUUGAAGACAAAUUUAUCUCAAUGGGCAUGGAGCUCAAGAAUGUGCAGGUGGCUUUCGACCUCACUGACAAAGAAGAAACGUCACAAUGGUUGGCAUCACCCGCCACCUUGAAAUCGAUUUUGGAAGCAAGCCUUUCCCGGGUUAGCUCUCUGAAAGGUCAAGUCCUACUGAUCCACCACUUGACACCGUAUGAGGGUACCUUUGAGAAGGCGCAGAUGACCAAAAUGAACAGUUUGUCAACAAACAAGUUUAUCAACCCUGAGGUGGCUUUGGAUUUAAUGUUGGACUUGCAGGACAUGUGCCACAUCGCUUGCUACUCACAGUGUGACAACCCGACCAUUUUCCAGUAUGCACUGAUGCAGGUGAAAGACAAGUUGCUGGAGGAGUGGAAGCAAAGCCGUGGCCUCAUUGCAAGCAUGCAGCCAAAAUUUGUGCCAGAUGCAGAUCUGUCAGAUGUUUUGGAUCCCAAGCGACCAAACCCGGAUUGGCGCAAACGCUUGAAGAAUUUUGACGCAGUCUUCAGUGUGGAGGGACAAUCACAGCGCCCAACGCCAACAACCACUUCAUUGGAGGUCGACUUAGCAAAGGAGAUUGGAGAGGACGUCGUGAAGAUGGAAAUACAAGAGAUUGACACACCCCCAGCAAUGACAAUGGAGAAGUUCAAAGAAAAGUAUCCCGAGGUCCAGAUGACAGUGACUCUCUACAUGGGGCAAAAUGUCGUUUGCCAGGUUGCAGGGGGGAAGUGCUUCAUCUCAGCAGCUUCAACCUUUCGUUUGGUUGGUGCAAAUUCAGCCACUCCAAAACCGUUGUUCCUCUAUGCGGGUGGCUCAUGGAUUUCAGACAGCAGCAAGGCCAAGGACUUUCUUUCGAAACCAGGUAAUGAAGGGAAGGGUGUUGAAUUCCGACUUGAAUCUGCAAAGAGCUUGGUUCUCUUGGAGGAACAGGGGACAAGUGGGACAACCGACUCUGCGCCGAUGACGCUGUAUGACCUCUACCUGAUGCUUGAAAAACGUGGUGUGGUUGAUUUCCAGGUGACCUCCCAUGAUGUGGACAGACCCGCAGAUGUCAAGGCAGGGAAUGCGGCAGACUGCUUGGACGUCAAACACACGUCCUACUCAGUCUACAAACCCAACCCGGUUCAGCAGAAGAAUGUGAAAUCGUCCAACCUUGGCGGCUUUCUCAACUACAAGACCUUGGAGAACUCAAAGUAUUUGCAGCUGAUCUGGCGCAUCUUGACAACUGAAAAAGAUAUAUGUGUGAUUUUUUUCAUGUGGUACCAUUUUGAAGUUUUUUUAUCGAUGAGAUGA
Messenger RNA from Cladocopium goreaui, 2979 nucleotides. Lineage: Eukaryota; Dinophyceae; Suessiales; Symbiodiniaceae. The record is from the annotation of a GenBank genome assembly.